AUGGGGGUUCAAUUUGCUGUUCUAUGUAAGCAUCUGGGUAUUCCUCCCACUACUGAGCCACCGGAGUCGAGCGUAGCAGAGCCUCAACAACCACUUCUUCAUCUUACUUCAGGUAACCUUAUUUGUCAUCCUAAAAUCGUUUUUCCUCAUUUUGAUGGUACCAAUCCUAGAGGAUGGAUUAGGAAAUGUGAACGAUUCUUUCAGCUCAAUUCUGUGGAUAAUUUAAAAUGUGUUGACCUAGCUUUCAUUCAUUUUGAUGGCAAGGAUGAUUCAUGGUUCUUAGAUUACCAAGAGGGUAAACCAUUUCUGGAUUGGGAUAAAUUUGUUCAUGAUGUUUGUAUUAGAUUUGAGGAUGUUGCGUAUGAUAAUUAUGUGGGUAGCUUUAAUAAAUUAGCUCAAACAUCCACGGUUGAGGAGUAUUUUGAACGUUAUGAAGCUGUGAUGAAAGCUAAGCAUAAAGACCUUUCUGAGGAUUAUUAUACAUUAAACAUCAUUAGUGGUAUUAAGGAGGAGAUCCGUAAUCCAGUUCAAAUGUUCAAACCUGCCAGUGACACUGAUGCCUUUUAUCUUGCUAGAAUGCAACAAGAAUCUAUGGAAUUUCAGACUAAACAUUAUCGAUACAAUAAACCAUUUACACCUUCCCAUACUUUUUCCUCUUCCCCCUCUACUUCUAGACCACCACCUUCACCUUUGUCAACUAUACCUGAAAUCUCAUUCUCACCCUCUAAAGCUGAACCUCCUAUUCCACCUAUAAGAAGGUUAACUCCUUCUCAGAUGAAGGUUAGAAGGGAUAAAGGAUUAUGUUAUAACUGCGAUGAAAUUGGAGGAACUGAAGAGGACAAUGGCUCACAUACUUCUUCUGUGGAAUCUACCAUGGACAUCUUUCUUCAUGCCCUAACUGAAUUAGUGGCUCAAAAUACUAUCCGAGUCCCCGACAUGCUCUGUCACAAGGAUAUCUUAGUGUUGGUGGACACUGGAAGCACACAUAGCUUUGUGGAUGCUAGAUUGGCUGAACAACUGCAUCUCCACAUUCAACCCACUGGUCACAUGCUGGUCACCGUAGAAAAUGGUGACACUACAACCAGCUCAGGGGUAUGUCCUCAAUUAUCUUGGUCCAUGCAGAAUUAUGAAUUUUGUGGUGACAUCAUGGUCCUUCUCUUAGGUGGAUGUGAUAUGGUUCUUAGUGUAGACUGGUUAAAACAGCUGGGUGAUUUUCUUAAAAGCAAUACACCUACAUUAAUUGGCCAAUUUUUCUCUCUCUCAUCCAUCCAUGUUACUCCCAUUCCUUCAGCUAUUACUUCAAAACUGAAAGCUCACCAAGAUCUUUUUGCUGAGCCUAAAUAUUUGCCUCCUGCCAGAGCAUUAGGUCACCGUAUUCCCCCGAAGCCCAACACCGAACCUACUUCCCAAAGGCCUUACCGGUGCCCUUAUGUACAAGAAGUUGUGGUGGAAAAGUUAGUCCAAGACAUGUUGGAUGCUGGAAUUAUUCAGGACAUCAAUAGUCCAUUUGCUGCUCCAAUAUUAUUGGUCAAAAAUAAGGAUGGCUCAUGUCGAUUCUGUGUCGAUUAUCGGAGGCUGAAUGACUCAACAAUAAAAGAUAAGUUCCCUAUUCCCUUGAAGAAUUACUUGAUGAAUUAA
Molecule: messenger RNA, 1638 nt
Organism: Papaver somniferum (opium poppy)
Lineage: Eukaryota; Viridiplantae; Streptophyta; Magnoliopsida; Ranunculales; Papaveraceae
Exons: 3
Coding region: 1-1638 (545 amino acids)
Source: RefSeq, a predicted model, not a curated record